Magnolia sinica is the source of this 613-nucleotide messenger RNA. RefSeq lists its product as uncharacterized. The transcript is spliced from 3 exons. The record is from RefSeq and is a predicted model, not a curated record. The coding region runs from base 126 to 485 and encodes 119 amino acids. Lineage: Eukaryota; Viridiplantae; Streptophyta; Magnoliopsida; Magnoliales; Magnoliaceae.
UAAAUUACUCCGAACCUUCUUCGGUCCGAACCCCAAAAACGAAGCAGCAGGAAGUCCGAUCUCCCCUCUUCCCAUCCCUAAAACAGGCCGAAAGGGGCCGACACGAUACAAUCGAAACCGAUACGAUGUCCGCUCCGCAACCCAACAGAGGCGAAGGCGGAGACGAGAACGGCAAGGAGGCAGCCGUUGCCAAAACGGCAGGAUUCGUAGUUUUCUCAGGCAUCGCAAUGAGCAUCAUCAAAGCCCUCACCCCCAACUUCAACCAAAACAAAACCCCAAAACCCUUCGAAUCUACAGCACCAUUCCAAGAACCCAAGGCCGUCGCCUGUGAGAAGCCAUCGUCGCCUCGAACGAUAGAGAUUGUGAGGGGAGAUACCCUUUGGGGCCUCUCGAGAAAAUACGGGGUCUCGAUUGAUGCAAUCAAGGAGGCGAAUGGUCUGAGUGGGGAUACGAUCUAUGCUGGGAAGAAGCUUGUUAUUCCAUGAUCGUUUGUAGUUUGGGUUCUUUUGUUAAAAUGAGAAAUUGUUCUUUUUUAAGUGCGUUUUGGUGAAUAAGUGUUUGUUUGGGCAUUGAUCAACAUCUCUAAGCCGUUUAUUUGUGAGUCACCACCUAA